Messenger RNA from Linum trigynum, 792 nucleotides. The record is from the annotation of a GenBank genome assembly. NCBI's taxonomy places the organism in Eukaryota, Viridiplantae, Streptophyta, Magnoliopsida, Malpighiales, Linaceae.
AUGCAAACUUUAUCCAUGAUUUCUCCCUCUUCCUCGCCGUCUAUGGCGACUGUGAGAGCUUCGUGGGACACCCAGCAGCGCCUCAGUUACAAUCCCAAUGCGCCGAAGAAUCCCAACAAGAAGAAUCUUGCAGAAACCAAAACCGGCAGUUUGACUACCACCUCUACUGCAACGACGGGUACUGCCAGACCUUCGUCGCCCACGCUUAAUUUGACCCCCCAGUCGGUUGCAGCACUUCUCCGGCGCAACAUUAAGGGAAAAGAGGUGGUUGAAGAAAUCAAUGAAUCGUCAUACUUGGGAUAUGAUGUUUGGCUUCCAAGACCACCGAAAGUUGAGAAGCCUCGAUCUACUUUUAAUGCAGCAACUUUGGCAUACAUCGGCGAUGGUAUAUAUGAGCUCUACGCUCGCAGACACUUCUUAUUCCCUCCUCUGAACAUCGAAGAAUACAAUGAGCGUGUGAUGGCAGUAGUACGCUGUGAGGCACAGGACGCCUUACUUCAGAAACUCGUGGAAGAAAAUUUCCUAUCUGCGGAAGAAAGAGGCAUUCUUCGAUGGGGCAAGAAUGUCGGUUCAGCUAAAACACGGACAAGGAGGCGUGCUGGGUCAGCAGUUUAUAACCGAGCUUCUUCAUUGGAAACACUGGUUGGUUAUCUUUACCUCACAAAUUCAAAUCGUCUUGAAGAAGUCAUGCAGAAGUUGGGAUUCUCAGCUGGUUCCUCUGCUGAUAUGAUUGUGAAGGAAGCGAAUUGUGAGCAAGCUGAUCAAAAUGCAUCAACAUCGGUGAUGGCCUAG